AUGAAGGAGAAGGUGUACUGCGUGGUACCAGAAGGCGUCGAGAUGGAUGGCGACUUCGACUGUCUCGAGUUGGUGAAGGCGAUCUACGGUCUCAAGCAAGCUUCACGUGUGUGGAACGAGACUUUCGAUGAGUUCGUAUGCUCUAUCGGUUUCGAAGCGUCGGCGUUCGACCCAUGUCUCUACAUCAAGGUUGUCGACGGUCAUUGUGUGCUCGUGCUGGUCUACGUGGAUGACGUGUUGGUCACCGGCAGCUCGCUCGAGUUGAUUGCGCAGACGAAGGCCGACCUCAAGACGCGUUUCGAGAUGACCGACAGUGGCAAGUGUACUUUUGUACUGGGCAUCGAACUGGUGGAUGAAUCGGAUGGCAGCGUGACGAUGUGCCAGCGACGGUAUGUCAACGACAUCCUCAAGCACUUCGGCAUGGAUGAGUGCAAGGCCACAGCAAGUCCGGUCGACUUGAGCACUCGGCUUGUCGCAAGCACCGAAGCGGCCAAGAUCGACGUUCCGUUUCGUGAAGCUGUGGGAGCUUUGAUGCACUUGACGACUGCGACGCGCCCGGACAUUGCGUAUGCUGUGGGGUACGUCUCGCGCUUCAUGGAGAAUCCGCAGCAAGAACAUUGGACGGCGGUGAAGCGCAUCUUUCGUUACUUGCAAGGGACCAAGUCGCACGGACUCCGCUUCCAGCCAAGCGACAAGAUCGACUUUCGUGGCUACUCGGACGCGGACUGGGCCGGCGACCACGCUGAUCGCAAGUCGACUUCGGGUUACACUUUCAUGCUGAUGGGUGCUCCUGUGAGUUGGGGAAGCAAGAAGCAGUCUAGUGUGUCGCUGUCGACGAGUGAAGCGGAAUACAUCGCAAUGAGUCUGGCCAUCCAGGAAGGCAAGUGGGUGCAUCGAUUGUUAUGCGAAAUUUUGGCGGCCGCAAACGAACCAGGACCGGGCCUCGUCAUCCGUGAAGACAACCAUUCGUGCAUCAAGAUGACGAAGAAUCCGGUGAAUCAUGGCCGCGCCAAGCACAUCGACAUCAAGUACCAUCACAUCCGUGAUGAGGUCAAGCGCGGUGAAGUGCAGCUCGAGUAUUGCGAGACUUCCGAGAUGAUGGCGGACAUCAUGACCAAGGGACUUUCGGGACCUCGCCACAAGGACUUGACGACGGCUCUCGGCAUUCGUGCGAGUUCGGAUUGA
Peronospora matthiolae is the source of this 1185-nucleotide messenger RNA. NCBI's taxonomy places the organism in Eukaryota, Oomycota, Peronosporomycetes, Peronosporales, Peronosporaceae. The record is from the annotation of a GenBank genome assembly.